Messenger RNA from Acanthopagrus latus (yellowfin seabream), 4655 nucleotides. RefSeq names its product cerebral endothelial cell adhesion molecule (gene cercam). Lineage: Eukaryota; Metazoa; Chordata; Actinopteri; Spariformes; Sparidae. The record is from RefSeq and is a predicted model, not a curated record. The transcript has 12 exons. The coding region runs from base 737 to 2515 and encodes 592 amino acids.
AUAAACAACCAGAAACAACCUGGACUGAUGAUGGUACAUGUGUUCACUUCCUGGACUGAUGAUGAUGGUACACAUGUUCACUUCCUUGACUGAUGAUGGUACAUGUGUUCACUUCCUUGCCUGCCAUAUCUCUUUUCCAGAUGUUGUUUCCCAGCAUGAAUGUGGAUGACACCAACUUCACUGCAGUCAAAGUGUGUGUCCCCCAAACUUCCAUCAGUUGACCCACAACUGAUGGAAGUGGAAAAUUGUGACUUUGAUGAUUACAUGUCUCCACACAUGUAUCCUGCAGUAACUUCUGAUAAACUGAUGUUGUUGUUUUUUUUUUGUUUUCCGUCUGGAUGUUAAAUGAUAAACGUCAUAGUUUCCCCUCUCUCUGUGUGUGUGUCACCACUGUGGAACUACUUCUGGCCAAAUCACGCCUCCUUCAUCUUUCUGGAUAACGUUGUCAGAUUGUUUUCCCCCUUUUCUCUCUCGUGCCACAGAGCCUACCUAAAGCGGAAGUUGAAACUGAACCUUCUCUCGUGACUCGGUUUGGACUUGCUGGGGGAAAAAAACGAGCCAGCUUGUAUAAAAUGUAAGAAGAAAAAAAAAAGGAAAAAAAAAGAGGGGGAGGCUGAACAUUUGGGAAAGCCCUUCUUUUUCUUCCUGGAGUGCUGACGCGUCCGGCUGCUUCGCCUACGUGCCGCGCCGACAGCACCGUGGACCAGACCCCAGACCCCCUUCCACCUCCUCCACCAUGUCGCUCCGCUUUCUGCUUUUAGGGGCCCUUUUCCUCUCUCGAGCCGAGUGUUACUUUUCGGAGGAGAAGUACCCGGAGGAGUCGAAAAUGCAGCCUCCGACGGUGGUUAUCGCCAUCAUAGCCAGGAACACCGCUCACUCCCUGCCCUACUACCUCGGCGCUCUGGAGAGACUCGACUACCCCAAAGAUCGCAUCACUGUGUGGGCGGCCACGGAUCACAACGCGGACAACACCACAGCCAUACUGAAAGAGUGGCUCACUUACAUGCAGAAAUAUUACCAUUAUGUCGAGUGGAGGCCGAUGGACCAGCCUACGUCCUAUGUAGGCGAGUUGGGACCCAAGCACUGGCCCAACAGCCGGUACGAGUACGUCAUGAAGCUGAAGCAGGCAGCGCUCAACUUCGCCAGGAAACGCUGGGCCGAUUACAUUCUGUUCGCCGACACAGACAAUAUCCUCACCAACCCAGACACCCUCAACUUGCUGAUAGCGGAGAACAAGUCGGUCAUCGCUCCCAUGCUAGACUCUCAGGGAGCGUACUCCAACUACUGGUGUGGGAUCACUCCGCAAGGAUAUUACCGGCGAACCGCAGAGUACUUCCCCACCCGCCACCGUCACAGAACGGGAUGCUACCCCGUGCCCAUGGUCCACUCCACCAUGCUGCUGGAUCUACGGAAGGCAGGCAUGAAGAAACUGGCGUUCUUCCCUCCUCACAAGGACUACUCGUGGCCCUACGACGACAUCAUCGUGUUCGCCUUCUCCUGUCGAGCUGCGGAGAUACAGAUGUACCUGUGCAACAAGGAGCGCUACGGCUACCUGAACGUUCCGGCCAAACCUCACCACACGUUGGAGGACGAUCGCUUAAACUUUGUCCAUGUCCUUCUCGAGUCCAUGAUCGAUGGACCUCCAAUGAGCCCCUCACGCUACGUCCAUAUGUUCCAGAAACAGAGAGACCUCAUGGGCUUUGAUGAGAUCUAUCUGGUUAAUCUGCGGCGGCGUCCUGACCGCAGAGAGCGGAUGCUGUUCUCUCUCAACGAGCUGGAGAUUGAUGUCAAGGUGGUGGAUGCUGUGGACGGAAAUGCACUGAACAGCAGUGACAUUAAGGUCCUGGGUGUCGACCUCCUUCCGGGCUACUAUGACCCUUUCUCUGGACGCACCCUGACCAAAGGAGAGGUGGGCUGCUUCCUCAGCCACUUCUUCAUCUGGAAGGAGAUGGUGGACCAGCAGAUGGACAAGGCUCUGGUCUUUGAGGACGACGUUCGUUUCCAGGCCAACUUCAAACGACGUGUCCUCAGACUGAUGGAGGAGGUGGAGCAGGCGGAGCUGGACUGGGACCUCAUAUACCUCGGCAGAAAGCAGGUGAAUCCAGGAAAGGAGGAGCCGGUGGAGAACGUUCGCAACUUGGUGAUGGCCGACUACUCGUAUUGGACUCUGUCGUACGCCAUCUCACAGCAGGGAGCCCAGAAACUGCUCAACGCUGAGCCACUGUCAAAGAUGCUGCCAGUCGAUGAAUUCCUCCCCAUCAUGUAUGACAAACACCCAAACGAGGACUACAAGUCCCAUUUCCCCAACAGGAACUUACAAGCCUUCAGUACGCGCCCCCUCCUGGUCCAGCCGUGUCACUACGCCGGUGAUCCUCAGUGGGUGAGCGACACCGAGACGUCGACUCUGUGGGACGACGACUCCGUGCGCACAGAUUGGAGGGGUUCCCACAAGACCCUUAAAGGUGCAGCGCCACCGCCCGACAUGCUGUCAGGCACCUACAAGGAUGAACUUUAGUGCACAGCUGACGUAGCUGUGGGAGAACCUGCGGGUCAAAAGGCCACGAGGUCAGAGAAGACAGACGCCGAGAAGAGAAAGUGUUCUCAGACUUUACUUCAGUCCACUCUGUGUCAGCGCUGCGACGCUUGAACUGGACUUUGGUUUCUUCAAAGCAUGUUAGCAAGUGUACGGCACAAGAUGACUUUUUUUUUGGGGGGGGGGGUUAAUUAACUGUAAAGAGUUGUAAAACAAAAGUUGUUAUAAUACUUGUACAGAUGUCUUAAGCAAUUCAAAUGCUUGAAUUUGCACAACAGAUUAUUCUUGAGUACAAUCCAUGCCUAAUUUUUUCUUCUUCAGUUUUUAGAGUUUAAACUGUUUGUAUGGCUGCUGCCAAGAGCAUUUUUGUUUGAAUGUAUGCCUGCGGUGGUGUGUGCUCGCGCUAACAAGAAACCAGAGAGGUGGUUUUAUUCGUUCAUCUGUUGAGCUCUGACUCCAGUACCUGCAGUGUUCACAACCCUCUGGCAAAUCCGGACAAAGGCCUUAUUGUAAUCAGCACUAUUAUUUCUUGUUGAUCUGUCCAUCCAUUUCUCGGGUAUUCAACACAAAGUUAGACUGACCCUCAUUAAUGUUUCCCUUGGCUUCAGAGCUGAUGUACCUCAAGGUUUCUACUGACAGAUGUUUUUUGUGGUCUCCAAAUUGUAUCAAGAAGUAUUUUGUCAGCAGAACUAACACAUUGAAUGUUUGCAUUUGAAUAAUUUAAGCUUCUUGAAACUGUUUCUUUUUAAAUAUUGAGUCAUUAAUAGAUUAACUGAGUAAAGUAAAUAGGCAAAGUACACUGUCUGCAUAUGUGUCUCCCUGCAGGUUCACAGUCAGGGCUGUGACACAGCAGGUUAAUGGAACAAACAACGUUGAACUGUCAGUGGGCGGCUGAUAAAUGUGUGUAAAUUGCAGGUCGAAGCUGCUUUAUCAUAACAACACCUUGCAUAUCUUUACUGCUGAGUUGUCUGGUUUCAGAACAUACGAGCUAACCGGCUAUCGGAUUUAGUCCAUGUGGUGUGUUCAAGUGCCCCUUUUUGGCGACGUAAGGUCAGCUGGCUUGGUAAGGUUUGGUAAGUUUGGGCCUUAACACGGCACAAUCGAAAAGUGUUUUCUAAUUCAAACGUCUUUUUAAUUGCUGUCUGUAAGCUUCUAUAAAGCCCCUUGGUUUUCAUUUUUAAAUUAUCAGUGUUUUGACAGUAUUAGUAAUAAUACGUCUCCAACUGUCCACUUCAAAUCCUGAAAUUCAAGGGAAUCGGGCCUGGAAAGUCAUUGAGAUUGAUGUUUAAGAAGGUGUCUUAAGUUUCAGCCAAUUUGAAUCUCAUCAUCAGUACCUGAAAACAACAUGUGUACAUGUUGUUUCAGACUGUUUGAACUGACAGUAAAUAUGCUUCUUAUGUGUUGCUGUAUCCGGUGACAACUUCAGACACAAAAGUCAUUUUCAGUGUGCUCAAAUAUUUGCACAAGAUCAAUGCGACGUGUCGAGAUGGGAGCUUGAAUUACAAGUCAAAGAGGGGUAACUUGUUCCGCCUGUUUGGCAUCAAGCAUUCCUCCCAUUUGAGUGCCGCUACUUUUGUUAACAAGUUUACGUCCCUGUGCCACAUCGUAUGUUAGAGGUGACCCCACUCGUGUACCAGAAGUCUGUAACAGCCAGAUUGAAACACAGCCUUGAACAGCCUUUUUGUAGCAUCACUCGGCUCCUUAAAUCCUUAACUUUGUCUGCACCGCGUUGCAGUGCAAGUGACUGAUGUCAUUUUGACGUGGAUUUAAAUUACAGCCAUCAAGUUACGCUAAACAUCUAUUACUGUCGUCUGUCUUCGUAAACAUUCCUGAUAGUCGUUCAUUUUCUAUCCGUUAUCGUGGGCGUUGCUUUUCCUUCAUAUGUCUUAAUUUAUUUGUCGAGUCUUUUGUCGUGGUCGAUGGAUGACAAUCACAAGCAGCAAUCAAAGUGCAAUGGUGGCUUUUUUUUUGCCCAAUUCCUCUCUCUGCGUGCCUUUGAGCAAUACAUUUGCAUUCAAAUGUUAUCAAACAGGAUGUCAGGACAACUGUAUAGCAAUCUUUUGAAAUUUUAAUAAAAAAUGUUUUUCCUUUUUUUCAGUGACUGAAUGUGGUGCAUUUCUUC